This is a messenger RNA of Clunio marinus, 636 nucleotides long. The record is from the annotation of a GenBank genome assembly. Lineage: Eukaryota; Metazoa; Arthropoda; Insecta; Diptera; Chironomidae.
AUGGAACUUAAUGGACUUGAAGUUGUAAUUGCAAGUCUGUAUGUAUGGAAGAUAGUUAAGUCAACUACGGAACCGUACGAUAAAAAUUCGAAAGACUAUUCAGUUGUCAGCCAACUUAGGCAAUCUGUUGAUCUACAUUCAUAUAAGCAUAAUUUCUAUGAACGUAAAUUGGCUCUAUUCAUCGGCUUAUGGUAUUUCAUUACCAUAACAUUGAGCAUGUCACCUGAACAAAGUGCCGCGCUUGAGAAGAAAGAAAGUAAGAAUAAAAUUUGGGUUGCGCAAAUGUUCGUUCGUUUGAUUUUAUGUGGUCAUUCUCUAGCUAUUCCAAUUACACAAUUCCCAAGACUUUCAUGUCAUGCCAAAGCUCAUCAUGUCGAAGAAUUGAAAAUUAAUUCUUUGAAAUUGUGCAAAAAAAAAAGAAAAAAUCUUUUCAUGUUUCGGAAAUGUCUAAAUGAUCUUCCACUUCUACAUUCUAAAAAUAAUUUAAGCAUUUGUGUUCAAUUUAAAAGAUAUCGAAUCUUAAGUCUCACCAAUCAAUCUAUAAAAGGUCUUCCGCCGAUAUUGUUAAUUUCAUCUAUUUAUGGCAUUUUGAUUGAUGACGCACGCUUGAAUCACUUUACUGCUUCAAGUCAUUAA